AUGACGCAGGCCCUUUCUUUGGAGAAGACACCGCUCUCGCCAUCCCGCUUGUCACGGCAGUCCACCAACACGAAGAAGGUGAAUGAGAAAGCCGCGGCCAUCCGCAAGAGCUUUCAGCGGCCGAAGUUCUAUAUGACAGGCUUUGGCUGGUGCCUGGCCGCAUGUGCCGGCGCGGCCAAUGUGAUCGCCUUCAAGAACUGGGGCCUCUAUGCAUCCCAUGUGACGGGGAGCACGUCCAACAUAGCUUUCAGCCUGGAAGGCUAUCACCAGGGCGAGUUUACAAACCAGACCUUGAGGGAAGCCUGCUCUUUGGUCUUCUCGUUUCUGGUUGGAGCAUAUGCAUGUGGCCUCCUCAUUGACAAGAACCAAGUGCACUUCAAUGGCAAGGCGUUCUAUGGCCUGGCUCUCAUUUUGGAGUCCGCUUUGCUGAUCGCGGCAGCCUUUAUUCCAGGUCGCUUGGUUCCAGCAUGCUUCGUGGCCACUGCGUGCGGACUGCAGAACGCCAUGUGCACGUCGCACUUCGGCGCCAUUGUCCGCACUACGCACGUCACCGGAACCAUGACGGACAUUGGCUCCACUAUGGGUCGCAUCAGUAUGAUCUACCUCCGGAAGGCUUGUCGCUGCACUCCACUGAACGCCAUUGAGCGUGCUGAAAUUGGCGUGGACGCACGUAAGUUGGCAGUGCUUGGGGGGUUGUGGACCUUCUACCUGAUCGGAGGUCUCAUUGGCAUCUACGUGGAGAAUAUCAUCCCAGGCCCCAAGGCGCUGUUGCUGCCGGCGUCUGUGACUGGUAGCGCCGGCCUGUUCUACCUGGCCUGCCGUCAACUUCUGAAGGACUACAUCAAGAAGAUGGAGAAGGAUCGCUUCGCAGCAGAUCUCAAGGAGGCCCAGGAUGCCCUUGCAAACAUGAACGGCCGUCUCCACGACCUUGAAGCCGGCGGUGAUGACAAACUGGUUGGCGACUUGGACACAGAGAUGGGCCACAUGAUCGAGGCCCUCCACGAAGUGGAGGUCGACUUGGAGAAUGUCUUUGAGCGGCAGGUGAGCAAGGGCAGCAGGGCCAAUGGCGCUGCAAGCGCAGGGCCGGCGGUAAGUGGCGGCGCAUGA
This is a messenger RNA of Symbiodinium pilosum, 1107 nucleotides long. Lineage: Eukaryota; Dinophyceae; Suessiales; Symbiodiniaceae. The record is from the annotation of a GenBank genome assembly.